CCAUCUCUGGACGUAAACAUCUUGUCUGCCACAGGAACCUUUCUCCAUGCGCCCUUUUAUCACCUACAUAACCCGACCGAUCAAUUAAAACUCUCACACUUAAACCAGUCAAAAGCAUCACCUUCUUUUCCAUCUCCAUCAAUUUAGUUAUAAACUCCAGAUUCUUUGAUUUUGCAACAACAUUUUGUUCUGAGUUUUCUUCAAAGAUUAGUGUUUAAUGGAGUGGAAUAGCUGUGGUAGUGGGUUUAGAGAGUUGAGGCCUUUGGUGCACUUGCUUUUGCCAUUAUCUAUACAUUGGGUUGCUGAGCAAAUGACUGUUUCUGUUCUUGUUGAUGUUGUUACUUCUGCCUUAUGUCCUGGGGAGUCUGCGUGUUCUCAGGCUAUUUAUCUAAGUGGUCUCCAACAAACGGUGGUUGGAAUUUUCAAGAUGGUGGUAUUACCACUCCUGGGACAGCUUGCAGAUGAGUAUGGGCGUAAACCAUUUCUACUUCUCACUGUAUCUACAUCCAUAUUUCCUUUUGCUUUACUUGCCUAUAAUCAAUCAAGAGAAUUUGUGUAUGCCUACUAUGUGCUUCGUACAAUUUCAUAUAUUCUAAGUCAAGGAAGCAUUUUCUGCAUUGCUGUUGCCUAUGCGGCAGAUUUUGCCAAAGAAAGCAGGAGGGCUGCAGUAUUUAGUUGGAUGACUGGUCUCUUUUCUGCUUCUCACGUCAUAGGAAAUGUUUUAGCACGUUUUCUUCCUGAGAAAUACAUUUUUCUGGUUUCAGUUGCUCUCUUGAUCUGUUGUCCACUUUAUAUGCAAUUCUAUCUAGUUGAAUCAGUUGAACGUACUCAAAGGAGGGAGCAAAAAUCAGCCUUCUUAACUAAGACCAUUAAGGUUUUCCAUGCAAGAUAUAAAUCAAUGAUAGAUGCUGCAACAGUGGUCUUUAGCAGCCCCACUCUUAGGGGAAUUUCUUUUGUUUCCUUCUUCUAUGAGUUGGGAAUGUCCGGCAUCAGCAGUGUCUUAUUUUUCUAUCUCAAGUCAGUGUUUGGGUUUAACAAAAAUCAAUAUUCAGAAAUUCUGUUAAUGGUGGGAAUUGGUGAAAUUUUUUCUCAGAUUGUGGUGCUUCCUCUUAUCAAUCCAUUGGUUGGUGAGAAAGUGAUAUUGUGUCUAUCCUUACUUGCAUCAAUAGCUUAUGCACUCCUAUAUGGAUUAGCAUGGUCAUCUUGGGUGCCAUACUUGAGUGCCUCAUUUGGAGCCAUUUAUAUCCUUGUAACCCCUUCAACUUAUGCUAUUAUUUCCAAAGCCUCAAGCUCAACUAAUCAGGGUAAAGCACAAGGAUUCAUUGCAGGUGUGCAGUCAGUAGCAAGUUUGUUAUCCCCUCUUGCAAUGAGUCCAUUAACUUCAUUAUUCCUGUCUAGCAAUGCCCCUUUCAACUGCAAAGGCUUCAGCAUCAUAGUUGCAUCUUUAUGCAUGAUAGUUGCUUUAUGCUAUGCUUGCCUGCUUAAACCAGAGCAACAAUUACCUAGGAAAUCAGAAGAAGAUAUUGAAGCACCACUCUUAUCUGACAAUCAACUGGCUACCUAACAUUUUAAUUUCCAAGGAAAAUUAUGUAAAUAUCUAUAUCUAGCAUCACUUUAGUCGUAUAAUUGACGCAUUUUGUUGUGUAAAUAUUGUUUUUCUUAUGCAAUUUUCCCUCCAAAGUCCUGCAAAUGAACAUUGCAAAUCAGCAUACAUUUCCUUUCAUUAACAAAAGUCUCAGAAGAUUUUUUUUU
Messenger RNA from Hevea brasiliensis (rubber tree), 1752 nucleotides. RefSeq lists its product as uncharacterized. Gene Ontology annotation, biological process: transmembrane transport. The transcript is spliced from 14 exons. Gene Ontology annotation, molecular function: transmembrane transporter activity. The coding region runs from base 218 to 1564 and encodes 448 amino acids. Gene Ontology annotation, cellular component: membrane. NCBI's taxonomy places the organism in Eukaryota, Viridiplantae, Streptophyta, Magnoliopsida, Malpighiales, Euphorbiaceae. The record is from RefSeq and is a predicted model, not a curated record.